UAUUUGGAAUAAUUCUGCUUUUUUCAGUUGAGGAUUGUCUGAGCUCGAGAUACCAUCAACUUUACUAUGCGUAUCGUUACAAGGAAGAAAGUUCUGAUAGCUGGAUUGCUGGAGCUGUAGUCGGGGGGAUAUUUGGCUUCAUUGUAUUAAUUACCAUAACCUACAUAUGCUGCCAAGCUAAUGGUUGCUGCAAAACGGUCAAACCGCAACAUCGCCAAAGAGCCAUAGUACCUGUCGCUCAUGCAUACGCCACUACCAUUAAUGUUCAGUCUCGACCCGGAAGUGAAAUCUCCAGAAAUCAGAUUCGUCUUCACACAGAGGAUCUUGUUAUAAACAAUAGUGCCGAAUUCUUCCGAAAUAAUGCACCACUGGAUUCUUCGACUAAUAGACACCAUCGACCUAUAAACGAACCACCCCCUACACUUCCGGGUUAUCGACCGCAGAUAACUGUCGUCCGAGAACUUUCCGAGGACCGCAUUUUAUCACCGCCUCCACCAUAUACAGAAAUGGACAUAUCAAACGCACAGAGGACUUCAAGCUCCUAAAAUCUGUGUCCAAUGCAUGUGUUAUAUCGGUGUAUUUUCUGCAUGGUGCUCGA
Messenger RNA from Saccostrea cuccullata (small rock oyster), 598 nucleotides. RefSeq lists its product as uncharacterized. The transcript is spliced from 5 exons. The record is from RefSeq and is a predicted model, not a curated record. The annotation marks the transcript as partial. NCBI's taxonomy places the organism in Eukaryota, Metazoa, Mollusca, Bivalvia, Ostreida, Ostreidae.